AUGCCCAGCACCUCAUCGCCCUACGUGCCGCACUACGUUGCUGCACCUCCUACGGAGGAAAAUUUGGAAUAUGCCAACCUUGCAAUCAUCGACAUUUCGAAAGCCAGCUCCGAAGAAGGAUGCGCCGCGCUCGCAAUUGAAUUAAGGGAGGCUCUCCUGAACCUCGGGUUCUUCUAUGUCGUGAACCAUGGAUAUUCGCAAGCUCAAACAGCCCGCAUGUUUGACAUCGCAGACGUACCCUUCUCGGCUGUCACUGACGGCGAGAAGCAAAUUUAUGCUUCGACAAGAAAACAAAAUGGGAUGCUCCAAGGAUAUACAUCAGUGCAGUACUGCGUCAAUCGCGAUGUGACCAAGCGAAAGCACCCAGAAGCGCUCCUCCCUCUCCUCCAAGAGAUACAGGAGUUUAGCACACACAACUACUUCAAUGUGUUGUAUCCUAUCCUGAGGCUUAUUGCCCGCAGCCUCGAGCUACCGGAAGAUACACUGGUGAACAAACAUGUCUUUGACGCCGCCGGCGAGACAGCUGUUAGGUUCAUUAAAUACUACCCACGAACAGAGGAAGAAGAGGCCAAAACAAAGAAUGUUUGGCUGAAGGGCCACACGGACUUCGGAAGCGUUACGAUUCUCUGGAGUCAGCCUGUCGCCGCAUUGCAAAUCCAGACCCGUGAAGGUGAAUGGCGUUGGAUCCGUCACAUGGAAAAUGCGCUCGUGGUUAACGUAGGCGAUGCAAUGGACUUCCUUACUGGAGGGUACUACAAAGGCACGAUCCACCGCGUUGUCCAGCCCGCGGUGGACCAGCGGGACUAUACUCGCCUUGGAGUGUUCUACUUUGCCAUCCCUAACGACGAUAUCAAAUUGGUUCCGAUGGUUGAAAGCCCGGUCUUACAGAGAGUGGGAAUUCAGAGACGGUGCGAAGAUAUCGAGGCACCGACAAUGGAGCAAUGGAGGAAAGCAAGGACGAUGGCUUAUGGCCAGUCGAAAUUGAAGAGUGGAAAAGAAAAAGACGUAGAAGAAGAGAUCAUCCACGGGGUGAUAAUCAAGCAUUAUAACUGA
Suillus subaureus is the source of this 1053-nucleotide messenger RNA. RefSeq names its product Clavaminate synthase-like protein. Gene Ontology annotation, molecular function: dioxygenase activity. The coding region runs from base 1 to 1053 and encodes 350 amino acids. NCBI's taxonomy places the organism in Eukaryota, Fungi, Basidiomycota, Agaricomycetes, Boletales, Suillaceae. The transcript has 9 exons. The record is from RefSeq and is a predicted model, not a curated record.